Taeniopygia guttata (zebra finch) is the source of this 703-nucleotide messenger RNA. It is a transcript of the gene NPS, whose product is annotated as neuropeptide S. The record is from RefSeq and is a predicted model, not a curated record. Gene Ontology annotation, cellular component: extracellular region. Gene Ontology annotation, biological process: positive regulation of synaptic transmission, glutamatergic; positive regulation of action potential; neuropeptide signaling pathway. Lineage: Eukaryota; Metazoa; Chordata; Aves; Passeriformes; Estrildidae.
AUGCUCAUCCCUGGCAUUCAAAGCAUAAAUUGCUUUUGUGUUUCUACUUUGCUCUGUAUCCUGAACAAGUCCUGGCAAAUACAUAAAUCCAUAAUUUUACCUUUUCUUAUAUUUUUUUUUUUCUCCUUUUUUGUUUGUUUGUUUGCCUUUCAUCUCCAGAGCGCCAACCCUUUUUAUUGGACCUGCCAGCUGUACAGAAAAUGGGAUUCGUGCCUGGUGCUGCUGAGCAGCUGCCUCUCCAAGGUGGGCAGGGGUGAGGAGCUGGUUCUUGGGAAGCCUCUCCCGGAGUCCCUUUUCCACAAAAGGUCCUUCCGCAACGGCGUCGGAGCGGGAAUUAAAAAAACUUCCUUCCGAAGGGCAAAGCCCUGAGAAAAUGUCCCAAAACCCAGCCCAGGUUUUGACAUCUGAUGUUGCAGUUGUUGUUUCGAGUUCCUUUUGAUGCUUUUCUCUGACAUACUCACAUUUCAGUCGCCAGGCGUCGGUGUCCGAGCGCCGCGAGCCGAGCGGAGCGCUCGGGAAGGGCUUUGUUCCCAAAGUUACAGUGGCAUAAAGUUUUGUCUCGAAAUGAAUGUUUUCAUGUGCUUGAUUUCCCUCCUUUGUCGGCCUACAGUUUUGAAUCAAGCUGCUCUUUGAUUAAUACAAAGAUAAUCCCAUUGUUGAGGAGAUGUGCGCACGCGGCCUGUGGGGAGGACGGAGUAUUCCC